Salvelinus fontinalis (brook trout) is the source of this 3743-nucleotide messenger RNA. Its product is annotated as KH domain-containing, RNA-binding, signal transduction-associated protein 1-like. NCBI's taxonomy places the organism in Eukaryota, Metazoa, Chordata, Actinopteri, Salmoniformes, Salmonidae. Gene Ontology annotation, molecular function: mRNA binding; poly(A) binding. The transcript is spliced from 11 exons. Gene Ontology annotation, biological process: regulation of alternative mRNA splicing, via spliceosome. The record is from RefSeq and is a predicted model, not a curated record. Gene Ontology annotation, cellular component: nucleus. Bases 201 to 1400 code for a protein of 399 amino acids.
UGACGUAAUUUUUUUGCACAAGAAGAACAUCGUCGGUUCUAUCAACCUCUUUUGUUCACAGCCCGCUCUCGGUUACGGCUAAAAUACGGACAACGUGUAUCUAGCUAGUUACCGGGGAAUAACAUUCGAUAACACAAAGCUAGUAAACGUCAUACAGUGCGUUGUUUUGGGGUACUGCAUACCGCUUUGAAACUAAGUGAAUGAAAGCUUUGCAGAACGUGAGCGACAUGAGUUCCGACGCUAAACCCGAGCCUAAAAAAGGCAAAAUGGAGAAUGAAAGCAAAUAUCUCCCUGAGCUUCUGGCAGAAAAAGACAGCCUGGAUUCGUCAUUUACUCACGCAAUGAAACUGAUAUCUGCAGAGAUCGAAAGGAUUCAGAAAGGAGAGUCAAAGAAAGAGGCAGAAAGGGAAACGUACUUGGACCUGUUUACCACAAAGAACAUCAAGGUCAAAGAACGUGUGCUAAUUCCCGUCAAGCAGUACCCAAGGUUCAACUUCGUUGGUAAGAUUCUGGGACCCCAGGGGAACACGAUCAAGCGACUCCAGGAGGAAACAGGAGCAAAGAUAUCGGUGUUGGGCAAAGGUUCCAUGAGAGACAAGGCGAAGGAGGAAGAGCUGAGAAAGGGUGGUGAGCCCAAAUAUUAUCAUCUGGGCAUGGAACUGCAUGUCUUCAUAGAGGUGUUUGCCCCCAUACCUGAGGCAUACCUGCGCAUGGCUCAUGCCAUGGACGAAGUCAAAAAGUUCCUCAUCCCUCAGGACACCAUGGAUGGUAUCUGCCAGGAUCAGUUCAUGGAGAUUGGCUACCUAAAUGGAGGUCAGGACUCACAGUCCAGGGGAAGGGGGGGCCCCCCAGGCAGGGGCAGGGGAGCACCCCCACCCAACUCUGCAGGAGCCAGGGGGCGAGGAAUGCCACCUCGUGGAGGAGCCCCUCGUGGUGGGGCUUCCCGAGGGCCACCCAGGGGUGGGUCCACCAGAGGUGCUCCAGCUGGUCGGGGUGGACCCCCCUCCACACCCGCUAGAGGAGGCACAGCUCAACGUUCCAGACCCCCCGCACAAGGGACGCAAAGGAUGCUCCCGUCCCCAGCCCACUCCCACCAGCAGCACCAACAUCAGCACCAACAUGCGCCACCACCCAAGGCUGAGGCCUAUGAUGAAUAUCCUGCCUAUGAAGAAAGCUAUGCUGAGCCUGCAUAUGAAGGUUAUGACAGUUAUUACAGUCAACAACCUCCACAAGCGGAUACAGAGUACUAUGACUAUGGACAUGGAGAGGCUCAGGAGGCCUUUGAACCCUAUGCCCAGGACGAUUGGGAGGGUUCGUGGCCCACCACUGGAGGCAAAGCCCCUCCUGCAAGGCAGGAUAAGCGGGGGUCCUACAGAGAGCAUCCAUACGGAAGAUACUGAACGGCUCCGGUAGAGGGUUGCCCUGGCAACUGUCUCCUGUUGUAAAUCACUUUUAACUCUGAAGUAAUUUCUCUCUUUUUCUUUAAUUUUUUUAAAUGGUUUGAGAGCAGGAUAAUUGGAUGAAUCGCAUCGAGUGGGCAUAGCAAGCAAGUGCAAGGAUUUUGAUAAUACGUUUCAUUCAAUGUUUGUUUCCAAUGCAUCUUUGAGUUAAGAUCUAAUGUAAUGGUUGCUUGAAGAUUUAAAAAAACAAAACGAAAAAACUUGAUACCUUGUGUAGUUUAAUGUUCAAAAAUGUUAUUUCAGUUUGUCUGUCGUCAUGAGAGGAUUCAGUUGCAGACUCAUUUAGGCUGCAUUUCAAAAGUAUUUUUAGCUAAUAAACUUGAUCAAUGACAUCAAUGUAACAUCGGCAACUUAGAAUGAAUGGGGAAGAACCUAAAUAAAUUUCUGGACAAUUUUUUUUGUAGAAUCUAAAAUCCCAUAGGUUCAAUUUUUUAAAUUUUAUUAUGAGUUUUGAAAUCUAGCCUUAUUAGACACUGUUGAGACGGUCUGUCCUAAAAUAUCUCAGUCAUUUCAAUUUGACUUGAUUGUCUAGUACAUUCUGCUAUAGAUAUCUUUUGCGAUUGGCUUACUUUGGUCUACAUCUUAUUGGGCUGACUGAUGGAAAUUCUGGUGAAUUACUCUAUUUGUUGGUGUCCUACCAAGAUUUGGACAUGGUCCUCACAUGGUCUUUAUGUAAGGGAAAACUGCAGCCAACUCAAUAUUAUGUACAUAAACUAAGAACAAUUGUAUUGCUAUCUAAAGUUGUGCAGUCUCCAAAAUGCAUAGUGCUAUAUGUGUACUCUUGCCUAAAUAGUAUACUAAAUAUAUCCACAAAUGUUUUGCUGCAGUGCGUUGUAUCAAUAAAGCCUAAUUUGUUUUUGUUUUUUUAUCCAACUAAACCUGGUAUCUUCAUUUUGUUGUAUAGUAAUGCCUUCCACUAAUAAAACUGAUCCUCAUUUUGAGGUUCUUCACAAAACUCAAACAAUCACCAGAUUAUUGCAUGUACAUAGACCAAAGCAACCAAACUGAACGUCUGCUCUAUUUUGAUAAAGAGCACAUCCUCUUCAUCUCUCUCUUUAAUAGAAGAUCUAGAAGAGACCCAUUAUGUCACGUAAAAUAACGAUGGUUCCUUAAGGUAAUGUAUUUCCAAAUACUUCGUCUGACAAUGAUAGUGCCUGGACUUGUAUUAUUUGAAGUCAAUUGUUACGACAGCACAUUUCCUCAAGCUUCCCAAUGAUCCAUGUAUUUUUAGUCAUUUGAAAUAACUGAUUUUCAACAGUAUUUCAAGUCAAGCUUGCAGGAUUCUUACUUGACUUUAAUAAAACCAGCCAGCAUGACUUUGCAUCAAAGAAAAAUAUCGCAGGGGAGAGGAUGCUAAAAGCCUAAAGAUCACGUCAAGAAGGUAAAACGAACCCCAACUGUCAUUUGUUAGAGAUUUUUUUUGUCUUAUGCACAAAAUGCUAGAACCUGCUAGUCAUCCAAAACCAGUUGUCCAAAAAUACAUACCUGCAUAAUAUGCUAUGAUGACCUGUUCCAAACAAAAUAGCUGUACAAAAUUAUUAGAAAUGAUUGUAAUGCAACUCUUGCUAAAAUUGAAAACAGUUUAUGGUCCAAUUAUUUCAACUGCCCUCCCUGGCUUUUUUGUUUGGUCUUUUUAGAAUAAUGUUAAAAUAAUCUAAGUCAUGGUUAUAAAGACUUACAACCUCCGCUUGAGUUGCAUGACAUUUGCAUUGAAAUAUUAGUCUUGCAUGGAUGAUUGUGUUCAAGUACAUGUUAGUUGUCAACAGCACUUGCACAAGGGUCUCAUUGUAUUUCUGUCCCCAGGUAUUCCGAGUAAGUCCCUCUCUGGGUUUGAGAAAGGCAUCGGACUUGAGCUGAAUAAAGUCCUCGGGGUAUAAUCCAGUGAAAGGCCUUGAAGACUGCACAGCACUUAUCGAUAAUGGCACUCCCUGGAAUAUGGCUGCUUAAUGUCUGCAAGUCUCCAGAGAAAGAACAUGAGGCUUACAGUGCAUUCAACUUGAGAGGAUGAAGUAAAUGCACUGGUUCCUGACAGCAGCUUGGAGUAAGAGGAACUGAGUUGUAUUCUGGAAAAUGAUGCAAACAAUUACAUUGAUAGAAGGCACAAUCUUUAUGCAAUAUCAAAACUGAUCUAUCCCCUAAAAUUAUAAUUGUUACAUUUCAUUGACUUUUUUUUAAACCUCGUUUUAGUUGUUUUUGUGAUUGUUAAUUUGUAGUUGCCUCAAGGUCUUGAAUGAUUUCUGUGCAGAAUAACUUUGAUUUCUUAAAUAAAUCCCAAUAUCCUGA